Messenger RNA from Mesorhabditis belari, 1293 nucleotides. The record is from the annotation of a GenBank genome assembly. NCBI's taxonomy places the organism in Eukaryota, Metazoa, Nematoda, Chromadorea, Rhabditida, Rhabditidae.
AUGUUACACACAUCAAAACUUUUUUCGCAACAAGAUGUCGUUGUGCCCGAGUUUGUGCUCGUUGAAUACCCAGGAAUCAUCAACAAUUUGGAGCGGGCACUCGACACAUUAGGCGGAUUGACGACGAUAAAUCAGGCUUAUGUGAACAAUCGACAAUUGGAAUUUCGACCAACUCCCGAGAAUCCUUAUACGAGUGGACUAUCGUCGGAAAGAAGUAUUGAAUCAAAAAUCACAUCCGGCACGAUGCAUUUGGUAAUGACAGUGAGAAGAAAGAAGAAAGAUCCGACCACAAUCGAGGCAAACUGUUUGGGACUGGUUAGUCAUCUCUAUUCGUUUAACACAAUGUGCGACUUUCAGUAUCUACCGGUUAAAGGUAAAAUGGGCAACCACGGCGUGCACGAGGAUCUCAUCCCGCAGCUCAUUCCGCUCACGCUGAGAGACGCGCUAUGUUGGUGGCAAAAGCCCGACACGUCCAGCUCGACCACGCCAUUGUUUUUGCCGCCAUUUCAGUUCAGCCGAUACAACACACCGUCGCAGAAGAUUCUAUGCCGGGAAACCGAUUUCUCGAUUGAAAAAACGAGGCGAAAGACGGGCCAUGGACAAAAUUUACGAGUCGAAAGAAAAGCACUAUCGAUCACCGUUCACGCAAACGAUCCAUUUCCGGCUGAGCCGCCAGCGGAGGCUAUUGCCGAUGCUAAUAACAGAUGCAAACGUGACGAGCCUCACCGCCGCCUCGCCGAACUUUUUGCCGAACGUCCUCUAUGGACUCGGGUUGCCUGUGUGUUCAAGACGGGACUCGAAGACAACUUAUUAAAAGCCUUGCUGCAAAAAUUCGCCUUCUACAUUUCGUCGGGUCCGUGGGGACGCUUAUGGUGCCGCUUCGGGUACGAUCCACGACUUGACCCCGAAGCAAAGAAAUAUCAAACACUCGUCGUUUCGUUCAGACAACACGCACGAAUCCCUGAGCGUCAACGGCUAAAAGUGGCGACGGAGAGGAAAGUUCUACCGUCAACGGGUGAGGAGCAUGAGCCAAUCGAUUACGCAUAUACUCCAGGUCGAUUACCUCGCGUGCGUCAGAUGUGGUACUGUUUGUGUGACAUCGAGAUCGCCGAGGCACAAGAAUUGAUCGAGAAACGGCCAACACCAGAUGUCGUCACAGAUACACAUGGAUGGAUGAAUGCGGAGUCUAUGGACCAAAUUCGAAAGUUGGUGAAAGAGGAUGUCGAGAAAACGACGAAUGUUUUGGAUUACACAAUCGAGGACGCACCACAGAUGGAUGAGGAUGAAUGGGUU